AUGAUCAACGUCGGCAUUAUUGGCCUGAGCGCCUCGGAUGCUGCCUGGGUAUCCCGCAGCCAUGCAUUGGCCCUGCAGAAACCUCCACUAUCAGAGAAAUACCGCCUGAACGCCGUGGCCACAACCACGAAGGAAACUGCACUAGCCUCCGCGAAGAGAUGGGGCGUCUCGCCCACAAAGGUAUACACGCAAGCCUCGCAACUCGCCGCGGACCCAGACGUCGACCUCGUCGUUGUUGGCGUGAAGCUUCCACUUCACUACAAAUUGGCUCUGCCUUUACUGGAGGCCGGCAAGGAUGUCUUUGUCGAGUGGCCGCUGGCGACCACCCUCGACCAGGUUGCUGAGUUGCAGGCGGCUGCUCGAAGAGGAGGUGGACGCACCCUUGUUGGUCUCCAGGCUCGGGCGUCGCCGGUGAUUCUAAAGGCAAAAGAGAUUAUCAAUUCCAGCGCGCUGGGCAAGGUCGUUGCAACAACUAUAGUCGGGUGGGACAACAGCCUGCUCUACCUUCCUCCUCGCUUCGACUACGAGCAUGAUGCGAAGAACCGAGCCGACAUCUCCACCAUCACCUCCGGCCACGUCCUCGACGCAAUGUGCUUCCUCCUCGGCGAGUUUGAGAGCCUGUCCUCUUCGAUCAACUGCUUCUUCCCUACCGUUACCACACCUAAUCACAAAGAUGAGGUCAAGCGGGAUGCGCCCGAUUCGAUUCUCGUCCAAGGUAUAUUGCAGAGCGGUGCGAUGGCCAGCUUCAGCAUGGUGCUCACGCCGCCCGGCACACCGUCGUCGUUCACGUGGACCAUCGCCGGGGAGAAGGGGGCGUUGAGAUUCGAGUCGAACAAUAUCAAUAUCCAGAUCUUUCCACCAAAGCUGUAUUGGUACAAGGCGACGAGGGAGGGUGCGACUUCCGCGUGGGAGGAGGUCAGCGUACCAGAGCCACUCCAUUUUGGCCAGGUGGGCGAGUUGUAUCAGGCUUUUGCGCAUGGUGAAGAGGCCCCAGGAGUCCUGAGGGACUUUGAUGGGGCAGCGUUGAGGCACAGUAUGCUCGAGGCCUGUCUGCGGAGCUCAGAGACUGGGAAGAGGCAGCGCUAUGUUUCACGAUAUGGCAUUGACUAG
Aspergillus calidoustus is the source of this 1110-nucleotide messenger RNA. Lineage: Eukaryota; Fungi; Ascomycota; Eurotiomycetes; Eurotiales; Aspergillaceae. The record is from the annotation of a GenBank genome assembly.